AAGAAGUGCGUGAAAACUUUUGUGAUCGGUCGAGAGUGUUAUUUCGUGUGAUUAGUUUUCCAAUUUUGUGGCGUUUUUAUUUAUUUUACCAUCCACUAGUUUAAUCUUGGUGCCCCAGAAAUGUUUUAGCAUUCUGGAACUAGUCGAACUAAACAAAAAUAUUCCCCGGCGGAGAAUAGAUAGUGCAGAAAAUAGGCUCCGGCAUUUGGCAUUCGAAAUCAGUGUUCAACAUUUUGGGCGGAAGUUUGAAAAUGUCGGAGGAAGCUAACAGCAUCGACGAAUUAGCGAAGGAACCUUGUUCUCCGGAACAAAAUGAGUCGGACUCACCAGACGAUGAUGAUCUUGAUGUGCCAGAUCCGGAAUGUAAGAAAAAAGAAGCGACUGAAGAAAGCCAAGUCGAGUGUACCGGGGAGGAAGAGGCCUCAUUGGAUGGCGAGGAAAAGAAUAUGAUAACAGAAAAUAGUCCAGAGGAAUGCCCUGCCGAUGGUCAAUCCAUAGAACUUCAUGCUAAAGAGGAAAAUGAUUGCGCUAACAAGGAUAAGAAAAACGACGAAUUGUAUGAUAAAUUAAGUAGCAGCAGUCCAGAGCCGGGUGAACUGCCGGAUGAUGAUGACCUAACUGGAGAAAACACCAAGAAUAUUAAAAAGGAAACCCGGAAUGGAAGUGAUACGGAAAACCAUUUCGAGGAAGUGAAACUUGUCAAGACACGCAAUACAACAGAGGACGACAUACCGAAAAUCAAGAAAGAACAGAACGAUUCGGAACGGGUUAAACGGGAAGCCAACUCUGUGGAUGACAGCUGGGAAGAAGAAACCAAAAGUCCUAAUGUGAAACAAGAAUUUUAUUCCGAUUUGGAGGAUGAUAUUCCUCCAAAAACUCCCGAAUUAAAACCGCUCGAUAAAGAACCCGAACCGUCGAAGAAGCUAGCAAGUAUUUUUGAGAAAAAAAUAAAAAAGGAAGACGGCAGUUCCGAGGGAAUAUUGCAAGAAAAGCUGAAGCAGUACUUCGGUCACAAUGAUUUCAAGAGCGCAUUGCAGAAGGAAGCGAUACAAACUAUUAUAACAAGAACCCGAGAUGUGUACGUUUCGAUGCCAACCGGUUCCGGUAAAUCGCUGUGCUUCCAGUUGCCCGGCGUCAUGCAAGAUAACAAGGUUACCAUCGUCUUUUCGCCCCUGUUGGCCCUGAUCAAGGAUCAACUGGAUACGUUGGCCAAGCUUAAAAUCCCAGCCGAUUCUAUCAAUUCCAAAAUGAGCAACAAAGAUCGCGAUCGCGUCCUGAACGAUCUGAAAAGCAUCCGCACGGAUAUACGCUUCCUGUACAUCACACCUGAACAGGCCAACACAUCCACCUUUAAGGAGCUUAUGAAGAUGCUAGUCAAGAACAAGAAGGUCGCGUACGUCGUCGUCGACGAAGCACAUUGUGUCAGCGAUUGGGGUCACGACUUCCGGCCGGACUAUCUCAAACUUGGUCACUUGCGGUCCGAAUACCCUUCGAUUCCGUGGAUAGCACUAACCGCAACCGCUUCCAAGAAAGUUGUCGUAGAUAUAUUUAAAAAUCUACGUCUAAAAGAGCCCAUUGCAAAAUUUAAAACACCUUGUUUCCGGAAAAAUCUCUACUACGAUGUUGUGUUUAAAAACUCCAUACAGGAUGACUACAUCCAUCUGCGGGAUUACAUUGAAAGUAUUUUACAUAAAGACGAUGCGGAUGUCAAGCCGACUAAGAAAGCAUGCGGUAUCAUCUAUUGCAGAACGCGUGAGACAACCGAACGGGUUGCAAGCAGUUUAUCCAAACUAGGACUGAAGACUGCUGCUUACCACGCUGGGUUGAAACAAUCGGAGCGAGUUGCUGUGCAGGAGGACUGGAUGAAUGGAAAAUAUGCAGCAAUUUCCGCCACCAUAAGCUUUGGCAUGGGUGUAGAUAAAGGCUCGGUGCGUUUUGUCAUUCACUGGGACAUUCCCCAGAGUGUGGCAUCCUACUAUCAGGAAUCGGGUCGAGCAGGUCGCGAUGGAAAGAAAUCUUACUGCCGCGUGUAUCAUUGUCGGGAUCAGUGCAAGUCGAUCGACUUUCUCCUACAACAGGAUUUGCAGAAAGGCAAGGGCACUUCCAAGGAGGAUAAGGCCAAGCUAGCUGUGAAGAAUUUCGAAAAAAUCGUCCAAUAUUGCGAAGCAGCCUAUUGUCGACAUAGGCUCUUUUCAGACUUUUUUGGCGAUGAUCCACCGAACUGCAACAACAUGUGCGAUGUAUGCGCGAAUCCAAAAAAGGUAGAAAAAGCUAUCGAAACAUUUCAAAAGUUGUCAGUGUCUGGAAAGCUAAAAACGAUAAUCGGUUUCGAUGACGAUUGUUCCGAUUUAUACGAAGGCGGCCGCAAAGGCGCUGAAGAUGCUUACGAGGAAGAGGAAGGGAACGAUAGCGACUCCCUACGAGAUAAGCGUGCAAAAAGAGAGACGGAAUUACUGCUUCAAAAACAAUUCGCCCUGAGAAAAGCAUCUGCUGCAAAAGAAUUGGAUAUGCACAAAUCGGUCUCCAUUAGUCGAGUCAAAUUUGCCCUCCAGACCACGGUUAAGGUUAACGGACUAACGAUUUCUUCCCGAGAAAGCAAUCUCACCAUGUUGGCUGAUCUACUUAAGAAGAAUGUUGAAGCAUGCAAAGAGUCCGACCCACCAGAGCAUGAACUGGUUUAUAAGGACUUCGAGGAUAUAGCAGUAGAAAUGGAAUAUGAAUCAUUUACCAGCAACACUGUAGGCAGUCUCUACAGGAGGUCGAUUGUGAAACAUAUUUCUGCUAUCAAAUCGGCCACUUUAUCAGGCAUGUUGUACCCGGACCUAAAAUAUUACGCACCAAAAGCGCGGAAUACUCAUGGCGGUGAAUUCAAAACAAUCGAAGCCGAACUGAAGCGCAAGUAUGGCAACGAAAUUGUUGAUGAACUGCGCGAAGACGAAGAUCGACGAAGCGGGUCACAUCGCGGCGGCACCAGCAACGGUGACCGUCGGCGGGGUGCCGGAAGAUUCCACAAUUCAGCACGAGAUGGAAUGAAUCAAACGUCAAUCAAUUCGUUUUUCUCGAAAAAGGGAGGUUCAAGCAAUAGCACCGGGUCAUCGACACUAGCGACAUUAGAUGAUAAUGACAUGUGGGAUGACGGCGAAUCGGCUGGACCGAGUGUUGCAAUUGAAACUAAAGCAGAGGAAAAGGCCGAGCCGGAUCAGCGGCGGUCACCAUCGGUGGAAAUUGUUUCCAGUGACUAUUCCCAUCGAUCAAAGGAUUCAAAAGACGAUUGGGAUCGUGAAGAGCGCAGGUCUAAGAAAAGGAAAACAAGUAUCAAAUCUAGAGAUGCAUCAAGUGAUCGGUCGCGAACGCCAAGGGAAAAGUCACGUGAAGUAUCACGGGCAAGAUCCAAAGGAAAAUCUCGGCAUCGAUCUAGAGAUAGGUCUAGAUCUCGCGAACGGCAACCGUACCGUGGAGGAAGGUCACGAUCCCGGGAGUAUGAUGAAUGCCGGCGGAAGCAUCGAAAAUCCAGAAGUAGAAAUGAAGAUGAAGACGAAGGUUACAACGAUCGAAGGUCAAGAAAAAAGUAUGCCAGCGAGUACAACGAAAGACCAGCCGUCAAACGACCACCUUCGCCUGAAGAAGAAUACAGCUAUAGCAAUCCGAAACGCGUUUCUCAUUAUGAGCGACCGGCCCCGGUUCCUCAGAUGGACUACAAGCCAUCUUAUGCGGCUGGAAGAAAGUUAAACAGCUAUGAGCAUUCUUCGGGAGCCAAUAGUUCAUUACUGUCGAACGACGACAUGUGGGAUGAUGAUUCUGUCCCACAUAAACAACCGGAAUCAUUGUCGGAUAAACUUUCUGACUAUAUUCCUCCUCCACCUCCCCCACCAACAGCAACCAAAACCCCUCCUCCGCCUCCUCCUGUCAUUGGCGAGUCAGGCUAUUCAGCAGGGUACUACAACCAACAAACCACUCAAUCUGCUGCUUAUCAACCUCCUCUACCGCCAGCGAUUUCACCGCCAAGAGAAAAGGCAUCAUCCAAGAAGAACUACGAUUAUCUGUUCGAUGCCCCAACGGAAAAGCCUACCAGUCAAAACGAACACAAGAAAGCGUCAACUUCAACCUCCAGUACCACUCCAACAACAAUACCAGUGAAAUCUAUAACCGAUGCCCAGUUCACAACAGCCGCCCAAAUUCAUGCCACAUUGCAAAAACUGAACGCUGCAAUGUCCAGUGCAGCACGAAAUGGAGCUCCUUCGUCAUCGUCGUCUUCAACCUCGUCGCUAGCGGCAACCCUCGCAGCACUGAAAAAAUCAUCAUCUGCCACUUCCGCUAGUGUAAACCUAAAUAAUAGCAGCAGUAGCAGUAGCAGCGCGAGCACCUGCAAUGCAACCGGAUCAGCCUCUUCUUCCAGCUCUUCUAUUGCAGCGACUACCAAGCCUACCAAUCCGGAGGUCACCGGCAAAAUACAGAACAUCCAACUGGAGCAGGAAAAAAUUUCCAAGAAAAACCUAGCCGAUGUCGUUAUUCGUUUCCUUAUGCCGUACUACCGCCAACAGAAGAUUAAAACCAAGGAGCUCUUCAAGGGAUUAGCACGAACCAUUUCACACAAGUUCUACGACGUGGAAGUCGUUGUUGAUCGCAAGGUGAAAAAAUAUAUUGACGACCUGAUGGCGCACAAAGGUGUGAUAGCCAGCGAAGCAGAUUUUCCUAAUUAGCACUCAACUCGAGGGUCGAUUAACCCAAGCCCAUGUAAAUAAGUUUCAAAAAGUAGCAAGAACAGGUGAACAUUUACUAGUGAACGAAAACACGACACCGCGUGCUAUUACUUUGUGCAUCUUACUAGUAAGAAUAAAUAUUAGUUGGAUUUCAUUCAAUUUGGUAGGCUACCCGAAAACCUUAUAGACCGUAUCUUGUAGAACAAGAAGUAUAUUUGGACAAACUCAACAUUACUUACCGACCUUAGGAGAACAUUUCAAUAUUUAUUGUUGAUGGAUUUAUUUCUCUUCCCUUGAAAAUAGUUGUAUUAUUUCAUGGUAGUGUAACUGAUUCUGUGGAGAUGAUGUGGUUUGCUUGCUAGAUAACUGACUGCAGUUGACUCGUCAUAGCAAACACCAAGAUAAGAUAGUAGUAGGAAAACAGUCCAGCUACAUGGUUAGCUACAAUAAAAUUGGAUCACUCA
Ochlerotatus camptorhynchus is the source of this 5164-nucleotide messenger RNA. RefSeq lists its product as uncharacterized. Gene Ontology annotation, cellular component: cytoplasm; nucleus; chromosome. The record is from RefSeq and is a predicted model, not a curated record. NCBI's taxonomy places the organism in Eukaryota, Metazoa, Arthropoda, Insecta, Diptera, Culicidae. Gene Ontology annotation, molecular function: ATP binding; nucleic acid binding; 3'-5' DNA helicase activity. Gene Ontology annotation, biological process: double-strand break repair via homologous recombination. The coding region runs from base 252 to 4700 and encodes 1482 amino acids. The transcript is spliced from 5 exons.